AUGCACGUCGCUCGCGCCCCCUCUCCCUCUCCCGCGCGAAGCAUCGGACCUGCGAAGCUCUACGCCUACGUCGAGCCCUCCAAGGACAAGAAGCUCAGGGCCCUCCGCGACUCCAUCGCCCUCAUUCGGAGCAACGCGCGGGUUGUGAGCGCGGUGGGGGAGUGGAUGGAGCUGGGGGCGGGGGGGCUGAACGAGCUAUGA
Messenger RNA from Guillardia theta CCMP2712, 201 nucleotides. RefSeq lists its product as hypothetical. Bases 1 to 201 code for a protein of 66 amino acids. The transcript has a single exon. The record is from RefSeq and is a predicted model, not a curated record. Lineage: Eukaryota; Cryptophyceae; Pyrenomonadales; Geminigeraceae.